Oncorhynchus tshawytscha (Chinook salmon) is the source of this 1813-nucleotide messenger RNA. Its product is annotated as zinc finger protein 501-like. The transcript is spliced from 2 exons. Gene Ontology annotation, biological process: negative regulation of transcription by RNA polymerase II. Gene Ontology annotation, molecular function: DNA-binding transcription repressor activity, RNA polymerase II-specific. The record is from RefSeq and is a predicted model, not a curated record. Lineage: Eukaryota; Metazoa; Chordata; Actinopteri; Salmoniformes; Salmonidae. The coding region runs from base 64 to 1419 and encodes 451 amino acids.
GAGGAUGUUACAGUAAAAGAAGAGGAGGAUGCAGUUUUUGGAGUGAAAGAGGAGGAGGGGGAGAUGACUGUCACAUCCAAAAAGGAGGAGGAAGAAGAGGAGGAAACUGGAUAUCUCGGGCCGGUUUCCCAGACGCAUCUUAAGGCAUCCAACUAUGAAGUUAGCCUUAUGAUGCCUUCGGGAAACCAGUCCCUGGUUAAUACUAGAGCGAGACGGGACUAUCUUGGAUCCUCUGGGGAGCCUCAACAACCUCAUGAAGCUGAUGAGGCAAAGAAGAGUCUCUCUAGAUCAGAACACCUCAGUAAACAACAGCAGAGAUCCACAGGAGAGAAACGUUACUGCUGCUCCGACUGUGGGAAACAUUUCUCAAGAUCAAAUUCACUAAAAGUACACCUGAGAAUUCACACUGGAGGGAAAUCUCACUGGUGCUCUGACUGUGGGAAAAGAUUUAACUCUACAGUAGACCUUAAAAUACAUCAUAGAAUUCACACAGGAGAGAAAUCUUAUGGCUGUGAUCAAUGUGGGAAUAGUUUUUCUCAGCUAAAAACCCUGAAAUCACACCAGAGAACACACACAGGAGAGAAACCUUAUGGCUGUGAUCAAUGUGGGAAGAGUUUUACUGUGUCAAGCUCCUUGAUAGUGCACCAGAGAAUACACACAGGAGAGAAGCUUCACCAUUGUUCAUUUUGUGGGAAAAGCUUUUCAACAUCACACACCUUGAAGGUGCACCAGAGAAUGCACACAGGAGAGCGACCUUAUAGCUGUAAUCAAUGUGGGAAGUGUUUUUUUACAUCUAGCAAUCUGACAAAACACCAGAGAACACACACAGGAGAGAAACCGUAUAGCUGUAAUCAAUGUGGGAAGAGUUUUGUUCAAUCUGGAGAUCUGAAGAUACACCAGAGACUACACACAGGAGAGAAACCUUAUGGCUGUGAUCAAUGUGGGAAGAGUUUUAAUCAGUCAAGCAGCCUGAUAGUACACCAGAGAACACACACAGGAGAGAAACCUUAUGGCUGUGAUCAAUGUGGGAAGAGUUUUAAUCAGUCAAGCAGCCUGAUGGUACACCAGAGAUCACACACAGGAGAGAAACCAUAUAGCUGUACUCAAUGUGGGAAGAGUUUUGUUACAUCUGGCUGUCUGAUUACACACCAGAGAACACACACAGGAGAGAAACCUUAUACCUGUGAUCAAUGUGGGAAGAGUUUUACUCAGUUAAACAGCCUGAUUGUGCAUCUGAGAACACACACAGGAGAGAAACCAUAUAGCUGUAGUCAAUGUGGGAAGAGUUUUAAUUGGCUCAACAGUCUGGUAUCACACCAGAGAACACACACAGGAGAGAAACCUCAUAGCUGUAAUCAAUGUGACAAGAGAUUCUCAGAUAAAAGAUAUCUGAUUAAACAUCAGAAAAUACAUAGAUGAAGGAGUUGUUUCAUGAUAUCAAUGUAAUGUCACUGUUUUUAACAUUGUUGUAGGAUAAUUUUAAUGUUUGUUCAAUUGAUUUGAGAUUUUUGUUGUAAAGGGUUUUAACACGGUUUCCCAUGCUUGUUCAAUGAACCAUAAACAAUUAAUUAACAUGCACCUGUGGAACGGUCCUUAAGACACUAACAGCUUACAGACGGUAGGCAAUUAAGGUCACAGUUAUGAAAACUCAGGACACUAAAAGCGGCCUUUCUACUGACUCUGAAAAACACCAAAAGAAAGAUGCACAGGGUCCCUCACCAUAUGCGUGAACGUGCCUCAGGCAUGCUGCAAGGAGGGACCAAGGCAAUAAAUUGCAAUGUCCGUACUGUGAGACAGGGAGACAGGACGGACA